Molecule: messenger RNA, 1286 nt
Organism: Astyanax mexicanus (Mexican tetra)
Lineage: Eukaryota; Metazoa; Chordata; Actinopteri; Characiformes; Acestrorhamphidae
Exons: 2
Coding region: 373-1263 (296 amino acids)
Molecular function (GO): metal ion binding; hydrolase activity; nucleic acid binding
Source: RefSeq, a predicted model, not a curated record
UAUUUUUUGAUUUAUUUGUGGAGUUCAUUUCAGUAAAUUAUUGUUAGACUAUUAUAUCUGUAACAAGUUCUGUACAUUAAUAUUAAUAAAGAAGUCUAUCCAUCAAUCCAUCCAUCCAUCCAUCCAUCAUGUAGUGCGUAAAUUGGGACGCAGCCACUGCUUUGGGUUUUCUGAUUACUCAUUCAUGUUUCUGGCGCCCCCUUUUGGUACAUAUAAUACCACAGCCACCUGACAGACACACACUGCUGUAGUUGUGCUUAUUUGCAUGUCGUCCCAAAAAACUGUCCGGAGCGGAGGAGCCAUGCGGGUCACGCUCCUUCAGCCGCAGAUACUCCUCUGCUCGCGCCGCAGCACGCUGUUUGGGUGCAGGCAAUGGCCGCGUGCGCGCUUCUCCUGCGGGUGCUUGCUGUGUUGGUGCUGGCGGCGGCGGCGCGCGCUGAGGUGCAGCAGGACUUCUCCCCGGAGUGCCGCCAGUUCAUGUACAUGGGGACCCCGCCGAGGGGGCUGGAGCACCACACCCUGAAGAAGAUCUGUCAGCGGUACAACGGCCGGCCUCGGUACGUCACCCUGUACGACGUGGUGGAUCACAUCCCCGUGUACUCAGCCUACACCUUCAAGCGGUCAGACGGGUUCAAGAAGGUGGACGUGCCGUGGAUGUACGAGCCGCAGCUCUCCACUGCUACAGGUUCAGGUGAAAUGGAGCCAUUUCCAACGGACAGCAUCCACAAGAGCUUUGAGGAUGCCCAGGCUGUGCUGGAGGAUUACUCCAACACAGUCAGCUUCGAGAGAGGCCACCUGAACCCCGACGAGCACCAGGCUUACCCCGACGACAAAGCAGCUACGUACACACUCACCAACGUGGUGCCACAGGUCCGCCAGUUUAACAUCGGCCCAUGGAAGCAGCAUGAGCACAACAUCCGCCGCCGCCUCAACAACUACUGCCGUGGUACGGCCUACGUAGUGACCGGGGUCACGACCUCCGGCCGCAUGAUCCGCCGCCACAACAUCAACCGGCUGGCCGUCCCCACGUACCUGUGGUCGGCCUACUGCUGCAUCGACUACGACCACAACGCCCCGUACGAGCAAAGAUCCAAGUUCCCGGCCUUUGCUUCUCGUGCACUAAACUCUAAGAAGAGCUCUGAGGUGUUUGAGUUCUCUGUGCAGGAGCUGGAGAACUUCCUGAAGAAGAACACCUUUGUGGAUGAGAAGUUUCAGAUCUUCUACGAAGACUGUGUUGUCAAGAAUGAGGUCAAGACAAAAUAAAACCUGCGUAUAUGAGAAAAACA